Pocillopora meandrina is the source of this 2723-nucleotide messenger RNA. The record is from the annotation of a GenBank genome assembly. Lineage: Eukaryota; Metazoa; Cnidaria; Anthozoa; Scleractinia; Pocilloporidae.
GAACACAGCCAAUUUGAGGUUGAAACAAGGAGAAACUCAUCCCAUAACUCAUCAUAAGCAAAGCUGGUUAAAAGUUGAGGAGAAACCAUUACGAACGAAUGAAUAUGUCGACAAUGGAGCGUGAAAGCCAUGGUAAAACAUAAUUUGUUUUAAAUUUCGUUUGCUGCAGGCUUGGAUAUCGUAGCUUAUGCACUUCAUAAAAAUCUCGGGGUACAGGUUCGAAAUCACGCAGAUCUCUUAGUUUCUAAUCAAGGACUAACAGAGUUGCUGCACAAAUUGAAAAUAACACAUUUCAACUAUUAGCAAACAAUUCCUAAUCCAUGUAAAAUUGAACGAGUAAAUUAUAAUAUUUCCAUCUAUUCUGGGCGUUAAGGAGAAACAACUUUGCACAGAACGAAACUUUUAUAAAACCUUUGUCUAAUCUACGUGCAAAAGUAGUUACGUUGCGAGAGGUGAACUGAAAGCGACGAGUAGUGAAGAGAUGACAGAGAUAAAGACGUACUUUAAGUUGCAAAAGAGUAGCUAAAUUUUCCAAGAUGCAUCAGCCAUAUCAAAUUGCCUUUAACUGCUCAUAUAGAGAAAAUGUGAUUACGUCGGUCUUUAUGGACAAAGGCAAUGAACUAUUGCAUUGACUAUAUGAUGAGCUCAGUUUAACGUCCCCUUCCUUUCAUUUCAUUGCAAACAGUUGAUCACUCAAUGCAGAAACAACCUGAAACCUUUACCGAAGAAUGUUUGAAACAAGUAGAUCUUCAGAAGUCCGAAAUGACCUCAGUCGCAAGAGAACCUCGUUACAAAAACAUAGUCCACUUGUGGGAGUUUCUAUUGGAGCUGUUGGCGAGCGAUGGCUGCAAAGGGAUCAUUUGCUGGAGUAGAAAAGACCACAGGGAGUUCAGGUUGAACAACCCUCACGAGGUUGCUAAAAGAUGGGGACGCUUAAAAGGGAAGACAGGAAUGAACUAUGAAAAACUCAGUCGAGCUUUGAGAUACUACUAUCAACAAGGAAUUAUCAAAAAGGUGAGUUAAGGGAUCCCAAGCAGAUUUUGUUUUAUCUUAGUGUUACAUGUGAUUUUUCAAACUUUGAAGCGCUUGUUAUACACGGGUCGCUAGAGAAAACAGUAUGUAUGUCUUGACUUAUUAAGAAUAACAAGACUCGAGAUAUUGGUAAAAAAAAACCCAUACAAUAAAAAGUGGAUGCUAACUUCAAGCAUUAAUCAGUAGAGAUUGCCUUAAGCUCGGAAAGAACGUGGUAACAUGUAUGUUAGAAUGACGUAAAUACUCAAGAAAUUGACAAGGUGUCAAAGAUUUUAUUCGCUGUAAUCAAAACAAUGGCAGAAAAAGAGUGAACUCUAAAUUUCUUUUAGGGGUUUCUUCAAAGCUUGCGAUCAGGUUAGCUUUAAAGUUGUUCGAAAAUUCUUUAGCAAGGUUAAUUGCUUUGACAAAAUCGCCCCCACAUUCAAACAGGAAAAAACACUUUUGUCUCAUGUGAUGGCUAAAAAUAGUGUUUCAAAAUAUUGGAUUGUCGCUUGCUUUUGACUAGUAUCUGAAGGUUUCAAAUACUUUGAAUGUCUUCAGCGAGUAUUUUCCUGAUAAUUAAAGCCUCACUUGUCUUAAGCUGAGCGAAACUUUCACUUUUGCCUUCUUUUUGGUCAGAAAAAAAUUUGUGAAUUUUUUCGAAAUUGAGCAAAGAUAAUGUCACUCUUGUAAAAAAAAAUUAUGAAGUCUGUCUUCUCGCCAAUCAUACUUUUCUCCUCAAUAGACAGUUCAUUCUUUUAUUAUUAUAUGUCUUAAAGUUUAUGAGUAAAAAUCGUUAUCUGCUCGUUACAUUGAGGGGGUGUACUCUCUCGUGCCCAAAAUAAUCUGAGCCGAUAUUAAUGAUAGAAAGACACUAACGUCAUUUUGAUGCAUGAAUGAGGACUUGAAAUAAUUGAUCAUGAUUUCAGACGUAACAGGCUUAAUAGAUAGAUUAAACACACAAAAAUUGAAUGAUAACUUCACUUUACUCGUUGAGAGAUAACAGAAUAGUUGUUAAAAUAGUUAGUGGUUGGGGAUCUUAGAAAGAGAAAUGAUUCUCUUGAGGCACGUUACUGAUCAGUUAUUUCUUUAACUUUCUCAGGUCCGUGGUCAAAGGCUCGUGUACAAGUUUAACAAACUUCCAUAUCGAUACGAGCCUGGUGUAACAAGAUCUCAACAUCAAUUAAAGAAGAUAAAUAAAAGCAACACCGAAGAACAACAUCAAGCACCAUCUCCUCAGACAGUCACUGUGCCAUCGCCUGUACCUUCAGCUUUCCUUCCACCAAGUCCAACAAGUCCCAUUAGCCCCGUUAUUACCCCACUCAGUAAAGAUUGGUCAUGGCCAGUUGUUCCCGUGCCUACUCGGCCGAUGUUGUGGUAUCAAGGCUCCUCGCUUCUUAAACCAUCAGCAAUCCUCAUUGGCAGAAGCAGGAUUAUGGUUCCGGUCAUGGAUCCGUUGACGUCACUUCCAUUAGGUUUUAAACCAAUUCAGCCUACACCUUUUAAUACGUCAAUACCAGUUUCAGUUAUUCAGCGCACCAUGUAAAGACAUAUUGUGCUGGAAAGCUCUCCCAGAUUCUGUUAUUCGAGUAGAAUCUCGAUGCCACGGCCCUUCUCUCUUGUAUCAACAAAGAGUGAAGGCAAGAGGACAAAUCAUAGUUACCGUAGUAAACAUUUCUUUGUACAUAGACAAUAAACUUACUUGAAAUGUG